Closterium sp. NIES-65 is the source of this 1362-nucleotide messenger RNA. The record is from the annotation of a GenBank genome assembly. Lineage: Eukaryota; Viridiplantae; Streptophyta; Zygnematophyceae; Desmidiales; Closteriaceae.
AUGCGUGCCAUAUCUGAUCGUACCAAAUCUGCCCCCCCUCCUCCAUCCACCCCUGCAGCUCUCCCUGUCCAGCAACGGUCUCACAUCGCUCACCAACGAUCUCAGCGGAUGCAUGUCACUGGAGGAGCUGCGUCUGGCACACAACCACAUCUCGGUGCGUGUGAUGCGAAUGAACAGCUGUGCCCGUAUGCAGUUAACUUUUGCGCCCUGCAGAGUGAAGGUGCGCCCUGCAGAGUGAAGCUCCUUCCUCCCUCACCCGCGUCCGCACCCUUGAUCUCUCUUCCUACCGGAUUACCACCCCACUCAAGCUCCUCUCCCUCUCCUGUGCCUUUUUCCUUCCUUCCUCCAUUCGCCCUAUCCCAACAGGUCCUCUCCCCCGCCCUCUCCUCCCUCACACGCCUCCGCAUCCUCGAUCUCUCCUCCAACCGAAUCCCCUCCCUCAAGCUCCUCUCCCUCGCCACGCUCGCUGCCUUCCCCCGCCUCUCCUCCCUCUCUGUCCGCGGCAACCCUCUGCUAGGGGACAAUCCUUCCAAGGUUGAAGCCCAGAUUCUCACGCACCUGCCUCGCUUGCGACUGUUAGAUUCGCGAAAGGUGGGGAAGGGAGGAGGGAGGGGGCGAGAGGCAGAGGGGGCUGGGCAGGAGUGUGAGGUUCUGGGUGAUAGCAGCGGAGAUGCUACUAUGGAGGAUGAGGAGGCGAAGGAAACGAAGGGAGAGGCGGGGAAAGGGAAGAAGAAUGGGCAGAAGAAGAAGCAGGGGAGUGAACAGGGGGAGGAAGAGGGGCAGAAGCAGGAGGAAGGGGGAAAGGAGGGGAAGCAGGAGAGGGAGAAGACUGCAGAGGUGGUUAAGGAGAAAGGAGAAGAGACUCACAGUGCUGCUGCUGGUGCUCGUGCUGUUGCUGGUGCUGCUGGUGAUGCUGCAGCGGAGGCGGCGGGGAAGAGCGCGAGGAGAGACAAGGCCAGGGCGGAAGUGGAGGCGAAGGUGAUGCAUGGGAGUGAACUGCUGCUGCCUGUGAUGGUGGACAGGAAGGGAGGGAAGAGGGAGGUGAAGGGGGGAAAUGAGGGAAAGGAAGGGGAAGCGAAGAGAGAAGGGAAGAAAGGAGGGGAUGGGAAAUGGGAGGUUGCGAAGGGGGUGAAGAGAAAGUCAGAAGUGGUGGUGGGGAGUGGGGUGGGGAAAGUGGAGGAGGACGGUGUGUGGAUGGCAGAAGGCAGGGCAGGGUUGCCAGAGAUUAAGGCAGGGAAUGUCAGGGUAACAGAGAAGGUGAAGGGAAUGGAGAAGAUGGGGAAGAAAGGAGGCAUAGCGAAGGCGUUGAAGAGUGAGUGGAUUGACACGAUUGGGGAGGGAGGAGAGUCAGCUUGGGACUGA